GAAGUCCGCUGAAACCAUUUUGUAACGCAUACCAGGUAGAAAAAUUAAAUAACUUUCGGGUUAGCAAGUUUUGACGAUCAAUUAAAAUCGAGAUGGAAGUAUCCGGAGAGAGACGUGACCCUGACCUUGACAAGGGCUCCGCAGACGCUACUGUCUACUGUCAGCCGUGUGAAGAGGAAGGCAAAUGCACUGUAGCCCAGAACUUCUGUCAGACCUGCGAGGAGUACAUGUGUGAUCCAUGCAGCAAGGCCCAUAAGAGAUUUAAGGUGACCAGGAAUCACGUCAUGUUGUCUAAAGAUAAGAUGCCGUCUUUCUACCCGUCCACCAAGCAGUCUGACAUCGGCCUAACUGAAUAUUGUAGAACACAUCCGAAGGAGGUGAUCAAGUUUUAUUGUCCGACCCACAGCGACCUUGGUUGUGGUGACUGUAUAGUCAUUGGUCAUCGCACGUGCAAAGUCGACUACAUUGCUGAUGUGUCUAAAGAUUUCACCAAUGGAAGUGAAUUCAGGGAGUUGGAACCAUCUAUUAAACGAGCAGAAGAUGGGUGCAUAAGUAAAGUAAAGGAGCUUUUUGACGAGGUUGAACACCAGUCUAAGGAUGAGAUCGACAGGCUGAGAAGGUUCCGGACAGAUAUCAAUACCUACCUGGACCGACGCGAGAAGGAGUUGCUCGGCAACGUCCAGAAAAUGAAGACCGAGGAUGAAAGCGCGUUGACUGAAAUAAAGACUGAUUGUGAGUUGGCGAAAAGCGGACUUGUGGCCACUAGGACAGAACUGACUUCCGGGGACGUCUCGGAUAAUCAGCGAUACGUGACGGCAAGGAGGAUCCAGAAGGAGCUACGAGAGAUUCAUGACAAGAUGGAGGAUGGCAGGAUGAAGGCCCGGAAGUAUCGAUUUGUUAAAGACGCGGACACGGAGGGGCUGCUGGGAUCGAAAAUGGGCCUUGGAUCACUGGACCUUUCGGAAGAGUUUGUUCCUGUUCCUGACCUCUCCACUGUGACAUGGAAGAAGGAGGCAGAUAUCAACGUUAGAAUGACUCAGGACAAGAAAACCUGCUGGAUAAGUAGCUCAGCCCUGAUCUCACCUGGUCUCUUCCUUCUCGCUGACUGCAAUAAUAACUGUGUCAAACUGGUAGACGUUAGCAACCGCAUCGUCACGUCCAGCCUGCAGCUGCCAGGCUACUCCUGGGACGUGUGUGUUCUCCAUGAUGACCAGGCCGCCGUCACUAUCACGAAUAAUUCCAUGAUUCAGCUGUUGUCAACAAAAGGAGGACAGUUGUCGCGUGGAAAGGAAAUUAAAGUAUCACAGUGUUGUGGUAUUACGUCUUAUGACAACAGAUUAUACGUUUUGUACGCAUCAAACCCGCGUAUUGAAGUGAUGACAUUGGAUGGUCACAUCAUAAGUACAUUCCAAACAGAUGAUGGAAGACAACUUUUCCAAGCACCUUAUUACCUGACUGUGUCAGCAUCAACACCACCGACCCUGUACGUGUCUGACUCUGAUGCCAACACCGUUCUCCAGCUGUCCCUGGACGGGAAGGUCCUGCGUGAGUACCGAGACAAGCAGUUCACCUGUCCCAGGUCCGUGGUGAAGGUAGGGCCUGGUCAGAUGCUCGUGUGUUGGGUGAACAGCAACAACGUGAUGCUGCUGACGGAGACGGAUGGAAAGAUGGCGGAAAUACUGGGAGAGAAGGACGGAGUGACCAAUCCCUUCUCCGUGUCCUUCUGUCCUCACACACGUGCCAUAGUUGUCGGGAUGUUCUGUCAUGACUCACUGAAGGUCUUUAAUGCAAAUAGACAGAAUUUUCUUUACCAGUCGUGAUUUUGUUUUCUCUGGCAUAAAUUACUUUGUAUUCAAUGAUGUUUGAGCAAGCGAAUAGUAAAUGCAGUUAUUUUUGUUGUUCAACAAAUGCUUAUUUGCUCAUUGUAAACGAGUUUUAUCAAACUGAAUGAACAUUGCUAUAUAUGCGGAACAAAAAAGGGAAGAAUGGUAGUAUAGUAAAAUGUGUCUCCGAAGUUUUGUAAAUAGCCAAAAAAUCAUAGAUGCUUAAUGACAUAUACAUGUGCCUUAUAAAUACUAUUAGUAUUUUGCAGUUUUAUUUUGCAAAAAAACUAGGAUAACGAAUUAGUGUAUAUGAUGUAAUUCUAUAAAGCACUGAUUCAAUCAUAUUUUUGGGUGACACCGUGUUUAUUACUUUUGUUUUUUAUGUUCUUUAUAUAGAUCUUUGAUUUUACAAAAUGAUCAUUACCUUUAUAAAUCUAAAACUUCUCUAAACAAAAGUCUUGAUGUAGAUGUAUAUUCCUCAUGGUUAUGCAGUAAAAAAUAUAUGUUUGACUUACUGUAAAACCAAUAUUUUGGGUGAACUUUCUUAUUCAAAUAUUUUGGGUGAACUUUCUUAUUCAAAUUUUAGACUUUAUAUCAGAAUUGUUUUAAAUAUGUUAAACCUGACCUCGCAUAAAAUACGACUACAUUUUACGUUAAUGCAAUGAAUUUUGAAGAUUCUAUGCUGAAUAUUUAAAAAGAAAAUUUCCAAGUUGAAUCCAGCCUCCAUUAAAAAAGCUUAUAUUUCUUAAAAACUGACAAGCAUGUCUUUAGACUUUCAGAUUAUCUUCUUUUAGAAGAAUAUUAUUGACAAUGUCUGUAAUCUGUCUAAGUUAGGCAUAGAAUGAAAAUAACCGUAUAUUUCCCUUACAAUGGAUUCUUGGGUGUUCUCACUUUCACAACAAUUUUGUAUUAUUAUUUACUUUUCUUUCUUCUCUAUUGUGGAACUAGUUUUCUGUAUUAACCUUUAACCAAUAAAUGUAUUUAAAAACUUUAACUCAUCUUACUAUG
Mya arenaria is the source of this 2831-nucleotide messenger RNA. RefSeq names its product E3 ubiquitin-protein ligase TRIM71-like. The transcript is spliced from 3 exons. The coding region runs from base 93 to 1820 and encodes 575 amino acids. Lineage: Eukaryota; Metazoa; Mollusca; Bivalvia; Myida; Myidae. The record is from RefSeq and is a predicted model, not a curated record. Gene Ontology annotation, molecular function: zinc ion binding.